CAGAAGUGGAAUGACCUCCUCAUACCAAAAGUUUUGUACAGAUAUCCUUCCAAUUUUGUCAAUUUAAGCACAGUAUUCAUUUAUUACCAAUUUUACUAUUAGUUUACGCGCUCGUCCAUCAACGCGAGGCAAGUUCUUAAUGUGAACAUAUUUGGUUUCGAGAACCUUCCUCUCGCUAGCCAAUUUUUACUAAGAAGAUGGGACAACAUCGUUGCUGUUAUUUGGAAUCCAGUGGUUUCCAGAACCUUCCAAUCCAGUGUUGCAAGAAAUGAUAUUGUACACUCGAAGUAAUAUCAGAUAUUUAGGAGAGAACGAAAGCCACACUCUCCAGUCACAAAAAAAUAAAAAAAAAUAAAAAAAAAAAUGGAAGGAACAAUCUUUUGUUGUUCUUAAGCAUCCAAAUCCUACCCUUUCUUAGGAACAGUCUUGUGUUUCCAUAUGAUGUCUGGAAAUUUGAGUAGAAGCUAGAGAGAUGUUAUGGAGAGCAGUACCCAAGAUUUCCUACAGAACUGAACUGUCCCAAUUUGAAACAAUCUGCUCACAAGUUCUUUCAUUAUGCAAUUCACAGUCAUUGAAAGAGGCUGUUUGCAUUCACAGCCCAAUAGUCAAAUUGGGUCUUCAUGAUAAUUUGUUACUGAAUAACAAUCUGUUGUCUCUAUAUGCAAAAUGCUUUGGACCAGAACAUGCACGCCACUUUUUUGAUGAAAUGCCGCAUAAGGAUGUUGUUUCCUGGACAGGGAUGGUGUCUGCUUAUGUCCGGCACGGAGACCAUAAGGAGGCACUUGAAAUGUUUGAUUUAAUGAAUAUUUCUGGCCAAUGUCCUAAUGAUUUCACACUCUCGACGGUCUUAAGAUCGUGUUCUGCUCUCGGGGAAUUUGAUCAGGGGACUCGUGUGCAGGCCUAUAUGAUCAAGCAUGGGUUUGAAUCGAAUUUGGUUUUGGGCAGUGGCUUGAUUUAUUUUUAUUCCAAGUGUGAUCAUGCUGAUGAAGCAUACAAACUAUUCACUAGUAUGAACAAUGGUGACACUGUAUCUUGGACAAUGAUGAUCUCUUCUUUUGUUGAUGCUCAAAAUUGGAGUCGGGCUUUUCAACUUUAUUGUGAUAUGCUUGAUGCUGGUGUUCCUCCAAAUGAGUACACUUUUGUGAAACUUGUGGUAGCCUCGAGUUUUCUUGGCUUGAACUAUGGGAAAUUAGUCCAUGCCCAUUUAUUAAGGCGGGGAGUUGAGUUGAGUUUGGUUUUGAAGACAGCUCUUGUUCAUAUGUAUUCAAAAAGCCAGAGGAUGGGAGAUGCAGUGAAGGUCUCGAACCAGACGUGUGAAUUUGAUGUGUUGUUAUGGACUGCUAUUGUUAGUGGUUUCGGUCAAAACUUGAAGUUCAGUGAUGCUAUUGCUGCAUUUCGUGACAUGUUGAUCUCUGGUGUUGUACCAAACAGUUACACUUACUCUGCAGUUCUAAAUGCUUGCUCCUCGGUCCUUGCACUAGAAUUGGGGAAACAAAUCCACUCGAGGGUGAUCAUUGCCGGCUUGGAGUGUGAUGCUUCUGUUGGAAAUGCACUUGUUGAUAUGUACAUGAAAAGUUCGUACAUGAUAGAAGAUGCUUUGAGAGCAUUUAAUGGGAUAGCCUCUCCUAAUGUAAUCUCUUGGACUUCAUUGAUUUCUGGUUUGGCUGAACAUGGUCUUGGACAAGAGUCAUUUCAGGCAUUUGAUGAGAUGCGGCUUGUGGGGGAGCAACCAAAUUCUUUUACUCUCUCUGCCAUCCUUGGGGCUUGUGGAAAUAUGAAAUCUCCAAGUCAGAAAAGGAAACUUCAUGGGUAUAUUGUUAAAAUCAGGGCAGAUGAUGAUAUAGCUCUUGAGAAUGCUCUUGUAGAUGCUUAUGCUGCAUCGGGUAUGUUUAAUGAUGCAUGGCACGUGAUUAGUAUGAUGAGUCGGAGAGAUGCCAUCACAUACACUAGUUUAGCCACAAGAAUGAAUCAAAUGGGAUAUCAUGGUAUGGCUUUAAACAUCAUCACUCACAUGUUUGAUGGUAACGUUAAGAUAGAUGCAUUUAGCAUGGCUGGCUUCUUAUCUGCAUCAGCUGGCUUAGGUGCAAUGGAGCCCGGGAAGCAGCUUCAUUCUUAUUCCAUAAAAUCUGGCUUAUGCAGCUUAAUUUCGGUAUCAAAUGGCCUAGUUGACUUGUACAGUAAAUGUGGAUGCAUACAUGAUUUGCAUAGAGCUUUUGGAGAAAUAGUUGAGCCGGAUGCCGUGUCAUGGAAUGGGUUAAUGUUUGGUUUAGCAAUGAAUGGGCACAUCUCCUCCGCUCUUUCUGCCUUUGAAGAUAUGAGGUUGGCCGGAGUCAAACCUGAUCCUAUUACAUUCUUAAUACUGCUCUUCGCUAGCAGUCGUGGUGGUUUUGUUGAUCUAGGUUUAGAGUAUUUCAAAUCUAUGAGAGAAACAUGUGGUCUGACACCGCAACUUGAUCACUAUGUUCGUUUAGUUGAUCUCCUUGGCCGAGCUGGCUGGCUAGAGGAGGCCGGUGCUGUGUUAGAAACCAUGCCUUUCAUGCCAGACGCAUUGAUCUACAAAACAUUAUUGGGUUUCUGCAAAUUACAUAGGAACGUGCCUCUUGGGGAAUAUAUUGCAAGAAAAGGUCUUGAGCUUGAUCCAUCUGAUCCAGCAUUUUAUUUGCUACUUGCUAACAUGUAUGAUGAUUCUGGCCAACCCGAUUUAGGUGAGCAAAUCCGCAGGAAGAUGAGAGAGAUGGGUUUGGAGAAGAAUCCUGGUCAAAGCUGGAUUGAGAUGAGAAGCAAGGUUCAUCUCUUCACUGCAGGAGACAGAACACAUCCACAAAUAAAUAUGAUUCAUGGCAAAAUACAGUCAUUAAUAGCCGAGUUCAACAAUGGAGGAUAUUUAUAUCAAAACAGUGGAGAUUCAUCAUACCACAGUGAGAAGUUAGCCGUUGCAUUUGGUCUCCUUAAUGCACCAUCAACAGCUCCAAUACGGAUAAUCAAGAACACGCGUAUUUGCAGAGAUUGUCAUAACUUCAUGAUGAAUGUAACUAGGUUGGUUGAUAGGGAGAUAAUUGUGAGGGAUCGAAACUGCUUACACUGUUUCAAGAAGGGCGAAUGUUCAUGCAAAGGCUAUUGGUAAACACUGUAACAAAGUGGCUUGCAUUUCAUGAACCAUGACCUUGCUGGAUCUAUUGUGAUCAAUAAAAUCAUGAUAACUGCUGUUAGAGGAAAGCUUAACAUUGUUCUGGAAGGCACUUUCUGCAGCUGAUAAAGCAAAGAAAUAUUCGGUCACUAGGCUUGUUGCUCUCCAGAUUCAUUUUUGUUCCAAAACUCUGGUUUCUGGUGAGACUGUCAAGUUCAGAAAGAAGAUAUUAGAUUAAGGAUUCGAAAUGGCAAAGGUUGUAAAGUCACCAAGACUUUGAACCAGCAAUGUUGAAUGCAACAUGUUUCUUGCCUCUUUUGCUAUUUUUGGCGGAGUUUUGAAACAUUUGCUCAAUCGGUUUUGGUAUUACAUUUUUUAUGAGCAUGGGUUGGUUUUGGAUGUCAUGAACUACAUAAUAAUUGAGAGUUACCAGCCAGAAAAAAAUUUGGCCAUAAUUUCUUUAUCACAACAAUUUCAGUGGAAACCCUAGUUUCAAAAGUAUUUGCUGUCCAAUUAGUUUAACUGAAGGGAUUUCAAGUCCAAACGGUUUACUCAAAUACAGCCUAAAAAGACAGGUGCUUCGCUCCAAUUUAGGUAUUUCGACAAUUUAUGUAUUCCAGGUAAUUUUGGAGGAUUGACUGGAAGGCACAGAACCAGAAACUUUGUAUACUUCAAAUUUUCAGGAUGAAAUACUAUAUACUCCGUAAUAGAUUAAAUUUUGAUUUAUCCAGAAAUAUUAUAC
This is a messenger RNA of Cornus florida, 3869 nucleotides long. Its product is annotated as pentatricopeptide repeat-containing protein At5g52850, chloroplastic. The record is from RefSeq and is a predicted model, not a curated record. Gene Ontology annotation, molecular function: RNA binding; protein binding; zinc ion binding. The transcript has a single exon. Bases 473 to 3124 code for a protein of 883 amino acids. NCBI's taxonomy places the organism in Eukaryota, Viridiplantae, Streptophyta, Magnoliopsida, Cornales, Cornaceae. Gene Ontology annotation, biological process: RNA modification.